ACCUGUCCUGCACACACCUGAAGGUCCUAAUCCCGCGAUGUUGGCGCUGAGAACUGUGAUCGUGGCUGUGGCGGUGGUGGGCGUGGCCAGGGUAGGCGCCCGCCCGCAGGUCCUGGACUUCACCAAGGUGGCGGCGACGGGCGGCUUCGGCCUCCUGGAAGCCGCCGGCCGCUCCGGAGGCGUCUUGUCCAACGUGGCCUCCGACGCCCUGGCCACCGCGCAGACCUUCGGCGAGGGAGCGCGCGACGUCUUCCGCGAGACUUUCCAGAACGGAGCGCAGGGCCUGAGCCGCUUCAGCAGCGCCUUCAGGGACACCACCGGCGAGGCAGUCCGAGGCUUCAAGGACGCGACGCGGGCGGCGAAUACCUUCUUCGCCAACGGCGUCCGCUCGACGGGGCGCCUCGCCGCCGACACCGUCAGCACCGGCUUCGAGGUGGCGAGGGAGACCGUGGGCGCGAAAGCCGACUUCCUGAAGGACGUCAACCACUCGGCCGUCAAUGGCGCUGGCAAGGUGGCGGGCGCCGUCGGGAACUUCGCCGAAGGAGCCAUCGACAACACCGUCAGCUUCAUCGCCCCCGCGACGCAGAUCGUCGAAAGAGUCAUCAACAAAGGAAUCGAAAACUUUUCGCACGUGCUCGUGCCCUCCGGGUUCUAAGCAGCCUCCCCCCCCCCCCCGCCCCUCCACAACGUCCCAACUGCCACUUCGAGAACAAGCUUAAGUUUUAUCGACAAAUCCGCGACCUCCUGAUGGGGUCUUCAACGUGCUUGACCUGUUCCCUCCCUGCGUGUCUGCUUGCCUAGCCAUAUAGUAUUUUAAGUAGAUUAUUACGUAUAUAUGUGAUCUGAAUAAGAUUUAUUUUGAAAAAGA
This is a messenger RNA of Penaeus vannamei (Pacific white shrimp), 868 nucleotides long. RefSeq lists its product as uncharacterized. The record is from RefSeq and is a predicted model, not a curated record. Lineage: Eukaryota; Metazoa; Arthropoda; Malacostraca; Decapoda; Penaeidae.